Monodelphis domestica (gray short-tailed opossum) is the source of this 1007-nucleotide messenger RNA. RefSeq names its product equatorin (gene EQTN). Lineage: Eukaryota; Metazoa; Chordata; Mammalia; Didelphimorphia; Didelphidae. Gene Ontology annotation, cellular component: plasma membrane; outer acrosomal membrane; inner acrosomal membrane. The record is from RefSeq and is a predicted model, not a curated record. Gene Ontology annotation, biological process: endocytosis; acrosomal vesicle exocytosis; fusion of sperm to egg plasma membrane involved in single fertilization.
AUGGGAUGCUCUGAGAAAUACAACAGAAGCUCCAGGCAGAUCUGAGAGAAUGACCAGAUAAGUCCUAAUUUUCCCUAUGAAGUUCUUUCUGAUCAUUUUUUUAUUUGGACUUUCAGGGAUUAACAAAAAUUUCAGCACUUUAAUAGGUCUCCAUAGGAGAGAAACUCCAUUUUUAUCAAGAUACAAUGAAUACAGUAACAAAAGCACUGAAGAUAAUAGUGACAUUAACAACAACAAUGAUAAUGACGAUGACGACGAAGACGACGACGAUGAAGAUGACGAUGAUGACGAAAACAACGAUGAUGAUGAUGAUGACAAUGAUGAUGAUGAUGAUACUGAGGAAUAUAUAGCUCCAUUUGAAUUGUCAACUGAAGAAACUUCAGCUUCCUUUUCUACUGAAGUGAGUUCUACAUUAAAUGACAGUAUGCAGACCUUGCUAAAGUACUAUCCUAAGCAACACAUCCAACCAUCAGACAGAGAAGAUCUAAAGAUAAAAUUAAUGCUGGGUAUAGCAUUGUUGGCUCUCCUCCUUUUUCUAAUCCUCUUGUUUAUUAGUUGUUUUGCCUUCUAUCAAGGGCAGAAGGAAUGUCCUAAAAUAUAUAAACAACAAAACAAUGUUACCACCAAACCUGAACUAGCAGACCUGUCUUAUUUUCAACCAGCAGAAGGUAUAUCAGACACUUCCUUUUCUAACAGUCCAGCUAGUAGCACAGUCUGGAAGCCUGAAUAUAGAGAAAUAAAAAAAGAAACUUUCAGAACAAAGGAGGCAACUGCACUAUCACUUCUACAUGACGCUGAUGCACGAUGCAUGAAGCUAGUAUUUGGCAAUGAAGUACCAAGCAAAGAAUUGGAUCUAAGUAGUGUUGAGCCACACACCAUGGAGACGUCUUAUGAUGAGAUGUAUAGCAAGGAGAUGUCUAGUGAGGAGCUGGGGAGUUGCCCCAAAACUCAAGAUAGCUGAAAAUAGAUCUUUUUUUCAUAAAAAUAAAAAUGAUUUAUCUUGGUGA